Molecule: messenger RNA, 3527 nt
Organism: Polyodon spathula (Mississippi paddlefish)
Lineage: Eukaryota; Metazoa; Chordata; Actinopteri; Acipenseriformes; Polyodontidae
Product: beta-microseminoprotein-like
Exons: 3
Coding region: 63-392 (109 amino acids)
Source: RefSeq, a predicted model, not a curated record
UUUUUUUUUUUUUUUUUUUAAUUCUACUUUAUUUUUGCUGGUCUCUCUCUCUCUGGUUCUCCAUGGCUCAUGUGAGGUGUCUCUGGUGCUGGUUGUCCAUGCUGUGGGCUGUCUGCCUGUUACUUACCCUCAUCCCGAGUUCCAGUGAAGCAGCCAUUUACCAUCAUUCAGGCAAAUGCAAGAACAAGGAUAAGCUCUUCAAAGUAGGACAGACGUUCACAAACGGCUGUGACAAGUGCUACUGCCACGAGAUGGGCUUCACCUGCUUCACCCCGAUGAAGCCCACCUCUUGGCCUAAGAAAUGCAUGCGAAUCCCAGUAGACUGCGGAUACCGGAUCGUUUACCGGGAAAACCCGGAGAAGGAGUGCCGGGCCUACAGCUGGAUCGGGUGAAGUGGGAUUUCAACCCAUCAGUCAACAUCCAUGCAGUGUUCAGAUUCCAGAACACUGCUGAACUGAGGCAUCUUUGGUGCGGGCACAUUUUCAUUAUUCUGGAAACACUAUAUAUAAUUUUCUAUUGCAAUGCCACAUAGUACAAAAACUUUGUGCUGCAGGAGUGAAAUCAGCCUACAACAGGUGGCGCUGCAGUAAAAGGUAAAAUAUUAUAAAAAGACAGAACCAUAAAUUAAAAAAACAAAACAAAAAAACAUUGAAUAAACUUGGCUGUUUCACUGCAACUAAGAUACACCGUGACUGAAAUUGCAAGAAAACCAGUAUAAUCCUGAAACCCUGCUUCAGUUGCAAACAGUAUCAUCUGAGCUAUUUUAACGUGUUUAUUAAUGGGCAGCUAAAUACUAUAUUUUAAAAAGAUAUGUAAAGAAAACCAGGGACUGUCCCUAAAAACUAGGGUGUGUAGGUCUUCCUUUGUAUGAGACUUGGUAAUCUUACUGUGUAAUCUUAUGAUUUUUAAAGUGUAAAUCUAUUUACAAAAUCCUCAGCAAGUUAUUAUUGAUAUUAUUUGUGUUAUGCUAACAGCCUGACAACACUGCCUUUGAACCAAGGAAGUUAACGGUUUUAAGUUUAUUCAUUAAACAGACUAUGGUUAGUUAUGACCAAUAACAGGAUUGUGUAUGUAUAUAUAAAUUGUAUAGCUCAAUAAUAUAACUCCAUAUAGCAAAUAUAUAGUAAUGUUUAAAUAUGUCUGCAAAAACUGUAUACAUAAAAAUCAUAAACUCUUGAAAUGGGCUGUUUCCCAAUAAUUUGCUUUAAUCUUUAAUGUAUCCUGUUUGCAAAUCAGGAACGAAUUAGUGGUACAGGACACCUUGUCUCAUACAUGUGUAUUUAGUUCAUAAAUUGUGAGCCGAAUGACUUGUGAUAAUUAUGACUGUCAGAGGGUCACAAGCAGAUUUUUUGUGACAAACCCUGGGCACUCGUGGAAGUUAAAAAGAGCCUGGAUAUACAAUGGAAUUGCUUUCUCAAUGUUUCGAUAAAAAGAUUUUUUGGGAAACUGUACCCACAUUGUUUUAUGUACAAUUAAGACCAGUAUAGUUCCCUGCUGGAAUUUACUUACAUAUCAAAAUAUGUAUGCUGUGUAAUAUUUUUACUUUUGUUUAAAUGGAGUUUAUUUUAUUCAAUAAAGUAUGUCGAUUUACAACAUAUUUUGCAAGCCAAUUGUGUACUGUGUAUUGCAAGCCAACCACUCAACCUACUGCAGAGCUGGACAGUAAUGACAUUACAUCUACAUUCAUUAUUAAUCCAGUCCAAUUGGAUAUUGAGCACAUUGCAGGAUUGCUGUGAGGCGCCAAGAAGCAACUUACUGUUGGCGACAACCGUGCAGCUUCCAGCAGCUCUAUAGCAGUGGUUCUCAAUGUUUGAGAAGUGCUCUUUCACUGGAGUAAAAAAAAAAAAAAGGACUAAAAAAAAUAACAGAUGGUGUAAAAUCCACAGGACACAUACAAGCAUAUUUAUAUAAACAUCCUUGACUUAAAUGUUUGUACCCAGCAGAUCUCGCAUGUAAUGAAAUCCAUCAUCUCAGCCACUGCUGCCUUUGGUGAUCCAGAUACAAGAUUACGCAAAACAUAAGGAGCAUGUAUUAAAGCCCAGGCUAACGCUGAAGAAAAGCCAACACAGCCAAAAACAUGGUACUGAAAAAAGUAACUAACAAGGUCUGUUGAACCAUUCCAAUGGUACAUUACAGAGCUUUCAUGAAAUGGGCUAAUGAAACAGCAGGUAAAGAGGGAAGCAUUGCACCACUUUUGGUAAAUUAAACAUUUAGGUUUCCGCAGCAAGGAAGGAAAAAGUGACAAGCUAUAUAAAAAUUAAAAAUAAAUAAGUUGUAAAAAGCAAGAGAUAUGAAAGAUUUAAGCUAUAAAACAUGUAUCAUCUGCAGGUCCAGCUCUCAAAAACACAGAUGAUGUACCAACCAGUGUUUUUUUGCUUUUCAAACAUUGGAAUGUCUACAAUUUUUAAAAGAAAAGCAACUUACUAUUUUGUCAUGUUACCUCAAGUCAUUGCUGAGCUGCAUUUAACACCUCUUCCAGAAGCCCACUAGUUUAGCAUUUACUUACAAAGGAUCUUGUAAUAGGAAAUGCUGAACAGUUAAUCACCAGUAUGGAAUACAUCCAUUUGCAAAAAGCACAAGAAUUUCCAUGUCCCAUAUAUUUGUAUAUAACAACUUUGGAAAGACAUACCCAGGUAAUAAUUUCUUGCAGAAAGUCAUGAAACACAUGCUGUACAUUACCACGGAUAUUCUCUCAAUAUUUACUAAUUUCAUUAACCAACACCUGAAACCAAAAGUGGGUGUAUGUGUGUUUUACUCCACUGGAACAAGAUAUAUUUUUUUUAUUUUAGUAUUUUUUUUUACUUCCAAGACACAAUUCCAAAAUUUGCACUCCUGAAUGUUUUUGAUUAUCAACAUGAGUAUUUUAUUAUCAAAAAUUACAUCUUAUUUUUGGAAAAUCUAAAUUGUUACAACUCUCUGUAAAAACACCAUUGACUUAAAAAUGCAGUAUUCCCUUUCAAAAUGCUGCUGGCAAGUUCACCAAUAAGCAGGGAAAUCAGUGUGCAAGAUUCAGCCUAAAUGCAUUUCAUGUUCAUGAGUUCCGAACAUUCAGAAUGAAAACGGAAAACCUGAUGGGAUAUACAGUAAACUCGAUUUAUGCACACCUGCUUAUAUACAUUCAGGUACAAACAAAAAAAAAAAAAAAAGAAGUGCAGAUAUUUGGUAUUUCAGAGGAUUGUGUUCAGUUUUAACAUUUGUUUUUUCAUUCAAAGGGUUGUGAUGAAAGUGUUGAGUUGGAAAAGGUGAUAGUGUUAACUGUUAUGCCAUCUACACUGUUGGGAAGAAUUAAAUAUCAAAUACCAACACUUCCAAGAUCAUAAACUUGAAUUUAUUGUAAUUAGUUUUUCUGGUACGGUGGAUGCAAAAGUCAAACAUUUUGUGAAGGCUCUAUAAACAAUUUUGUUUAUUUAUUUGUUGGUCUGUUUAAAUCAGUUAAUGAGACAGCAUCUUAAAAGGGACACUGGAGAUUUAACCCAAAUGAACUAUCUGCUUUUACAAUUAACUGUGUACAGAAUGGAGGAGAAAAA